GGGAACACUGGGAUAAAGUGUGCACACACACCUGGAACUGGACACCUAGAGAGAACAGUCACAGAUGUAAUCCUUAUUUUCUGUAACAGGAAAUGCAAAUGCAUGCUCUUUAUUUACACAAGGCCACUCCUGCCCGAGAGGAUGAGUAUCGAGCUUCGCGAGUCUCGGCAUGACUCCGUAUCGUAUCGACAGAUCAGCGGAUCAGUGAGAGAUGUUUAACAUGACUUUACUUCGCUUUGAAAGAUCUGACGUAGAGGGGAUGAGUCAGGGUGGACCCAGCAUGCACUGCGCGCUCUUCCUCCUGAGGGGCGGGGUAAGAGAAGAGGAGAAGGCGUAGCCAGGGCUGCUUUAAAGCUUCUUCUAACCCGCAUUAAAUUCCGCUCUCAUUCCGGGACGCAGCGCAUCUACGAGAGAAACCUGCUGCAGCAGCGCUUAACGACUUCUUCUUCUAAACCUCACAAGUGACUUCUUAUUUUUUAUUUUUCCUCAUUCCUAACCCAUGGCGAACUACAUCCAUGUCCCUGACGGUGCGCCUGUCGUGCCCAAACUGGACGUGACCGUGGACGAGCACGACUGCAGACCAGGGGCGCUGCAGCUCAUCAAGGCGCUCAGACCCCAGUGGAAGCCGACGGAGGUCAAAAUGAAGACGUUCACAGACGGCAUUACCAACAAGCUGAUUGGCUGCUACGUGGGUGGGGCGCUGCAGGACGUGGUGCUGGUGCGUAUCUACGGCAACAAAACGGAGCUUUUCGUAGACCGCGACAACGAGGUGAAGAGCUUUCGUGUGCUGCAGGCGCACCGCUGCGCCCCGCGUCUCUACUGCACCUUUAACAAUGGCCUCUGCUAUGAGUUCCUGGAGGGCGUGGCCCUGGAGCCCGAGCACAUCCGCAACCCCGCCAUAUUCAGGCUCAUUGCAAGGCAGAUGGCAAAGUACCACGUCAUCCACGCGCACAACGGCUGGUUUCCCCGGUCUGAUCUCUGGCAAAAGAUGAGCAAGUACUUCUCCCUCAUCCCCACCCACUUUGAGGAUCCAGAAAAGAACCAGAGGCUGAGCAGCCAGGUGCCCAGUGCCUUGUGUUUGCGAGAGGAGCUGCUGUGGCUCCAGCAGAGCCUCUCCAAGCUCGGCUCGCCCGUCGUUCUCUGUCACAACGAUCUGCUGUGUAAGAACAUCAUCUACCAACAAGCAGGAGGAGGACAUGUCAAAUUUAUUGACUACGAAUACGCUGGGUACAAUUACCAAGCCUAUGACAUUGGGAACCACUUCAAUGAAUUUGCAGGUCUGAACGAGGUGGACUACAGCCUGUAUCCUGAGCGUAGCCUCCAGCUGCAGUGGCUGCGAGCGUACCUGGAGGCCUACAAGGAGUAUAAAGAUCAGGGCACUGAGGUGUCCGAGGCUGAGGUGGAGGUCCUGUUUGUCCAGGUGAACCGCUUCGCCCUGGCAUCACAUUUCUUCUGGGGCCUGUGGGCAUUGAUUCAGGCUCAGUACUCCACCAUUGACUUUGACUUCUUGGGAUAUGCGGUUCUUCGCUUUAACCAGUACUUCAAGAUGAAACCCGAGGUGACGGCACUGAACUUUCCGGAAUAGUGUCCUCCGGUUCGGGGUGUUUUGUGCUCCCCCUGGUGGACGUGGGCAGCACCAGCAGAACUCGUCGGUCUGUGGGUUUAACGCGGCAGUUACUAAACUGAAUGCUAGAAAAAGAAAAACCCGUGAGAAAAAAACAUCUCUCUGUUCAGCACCUCCUUUUUAGUCUUGUUUUAUAUGUCAAGAGCCAUGUCGAAGUGUCCUACAUGCUCAGGGGUUGAUGGUGACCCCAUAGAACCUGGGAUGACUGUAGAUGUAGAUGUUCUGCACUAUACGGUCGACCUGGUGCAGUGAAAGGGGCUUAGGACCAAGAAAACAAAAACAAUCCAAUAUGGUCCAUAUAUAUAUAUAUAUAUAUAUAUAUAUAUAUAUAUAUAUAUAUAUAUAUAUAUAUAUAUAUAUAUAUAUAUAUGUAUAUAUAUUAAAGUCCCAGACUCAGAGACUCAGUAGUUGACCCGUCAUUCCUGUUUGUUUACAGUGAAUAUGAGUUAAUACAGGUUUACUUCUAUCACCUGCUAGCUUUAGAGCUUUCGUAUUUCGGCCUCUAGCCUUACAGCUGCUUAAAGAUAUGUGACUGGGGGACCAAAGGAACCUCAAAUUGAGCUCAUGCUUGCUCUAGGUUUUUUUUCUCCAUCUCAUUUCACUGUGAGCCACUUUGCUGCAUUUAGAAUUUGGUCAAAAAAGGAAAAAAAAAAAAGCUUAGCAAAGAGAUAUGAUAUUUUUGUGAGGAGUCUGUAGCUGUCACCUUACACCAAAGUGCUGAGGUUCUUCCUGCAGAGAAGUGUUCAGACUGCACAACUUCAAAAGUUUUUUAUUAUGAAUAUGAACUAUGAAUGUUUGUUGAAGUGGCCGAGAUGCCUUAAUAAGGACUGCUGCUGGACAGACCAUGAUGCUAAUCGAGCUCUUUUCAAUUGAUCAUAAGUGUAUUAACCCUGGGUUUUGACAUGGAUUUUUUAAAAACCUAAAUCUUGCACUUAAAAGCUAUAAAAAUUGGGAAGUUUUUUCCCCUAAAAAAUGUCUUUUUCCACCUUGCAAGCCCUAUUCAGGACAGGAUCGUUGAUUAGGAUGAUAUCUGAAAUGAAGUGUUUGCUGUCUUUUAUCUGGACGGCUAGAAAUGAUCUGAGCGAGAUUCAAAUGAAUGCUUUUGUGAAUCAAAUGUGAAUCAAACAAAUUAUUCGACUCUGAAUCGAUUUACUGCAGAAAGCGAAUCAAACGUGACUCAAACAAAUUAUUCAACUCUGAAUCGACUUAGUGUAGAAAGUGAAUCAAACGUGAAUCAAAUAAUAAACUAUUCGACUCUGAAUCAACUCACUGCAGAAAGUGAAUCAAACAAAUUAUUCGACUCUGAAUCGAUUUACUGCAGAAAGCGAAUCAAACGUAACAAACAAAUUAUUCGACUCUGAAUCGACUUAUUGCAGAAAGUGAAUCAAACAAAUUACUCAACUCUGAAUCGAUUUACUGCAGAAAGCGAAUCAAACAUGAAUCGAACAAAUUAUUCGACUCUGAAUUGACUUAGUGCAGAAAGUGAAACAAACGUGAAUCAAACAAAUUAUUUGACUCUGAAUCGACUCACUGCAGAAAGCGAAUCAAACAUGACUCUAACAAAAUAGCAGACUCUGAAUCGACUCACAGCCGAUAGUGAAUCAAACAACAAAUUAUCCGACUAUCAGAAAACCUUCAUUGUUUAUUUUAAACAAUUCAAAUUCUUUAUUUGAAGUGUCUAGAAAGAAAUUCGAUUCAUUGCACACGAUUCAAUUUUGGCCUCCAAAGGCUUUCAUUUGAAUUCACCCUCGUAAAAACGACAGAUGACCGAGCUUCUAACAGCAUCGCAUCCUCAAUGUGUUCACACUUAGCGUUACAUACAGAAUAUUACAAUCACGGUAUUAUGUUAAUAUAUUAAUCUAAAGCAUGGCCUUAUACCCACUGUAACUGUAGUCAUUAUGCUUUAAUCAGGCUGUGGGAUUGUAUUUAUUCUUUUCAUUAUUAAUAACAUGUAUUUUUUUUACCUUCUUAAGAGCUGCCGGUUAAGAAAGUGUGUAAAAGGUGUGUGUAAAUGUUUUCAAACCAAACUAAAAAUCCCCAACUGUUACAGAAGUUUCAUUAACACUAAUUUUCGUACACACGCCCACGAGAAUGUUAAAUGAUAAACGAAAGCACCAAGCACGAUUUCAGUACAACACAAAAGGCAAAGCUCACAGAGAGCUGAAAAUAAAACAAAACAAAACAAAACGGUGAAAAAGCAUCUCUAAAUCCUAUAUCCAGUAAUGCAGCUCAGCCACUGCAGUGCAUCAACUGCUGUAGAAAUACACUAACUCUCGUGCCUUUAUAAGGCGCCAUUACUCUUGUCGUAAUGGAAUGCAUAGUAUUUGCGCGUUAUCAUUUUAUCAUUUAUGGAUUUGUCACGAAACUGACAGCUUCACAAAAUUCUUAAAUGGAUAAAAAUGUCAUGUGAAUGCUCCAUUCUGUUACACGAUUUCAAGUCAAGGUUUUCCAUUGGUGAAAUCACCUAACGUAUAAACGAUCACACGUAACUAAUCCUGUCCGAAUAGGGCUUUAGAGACCUCAGUGGCUUAAUUAAGUCCUACCUGUCUCUCUCUCUCUCUCUCUCUUUUAUAUAUAUAUAUAUAUUAUAUCAGCUUGGCUGAAACUGUAACAAACUGACUGUGUUGUACAAAAUAAAUACUGUGAAAGACCAGUUCUCGAGAUACAAACCUUCUUCUAGUCAAGCUACUCUUAGAAACAAGUUUUUGCUCAUUGAGUACCGCAUUUCGAAAUAACUCAGAGAUCUGUGUCUAUAAAAGAAAAACAUGAUGAAUCUGUCACGAUCUGCCAAAUCACCCCCGAAACCCGUCACGUCGACGGAGAUACAAACAAUACAUUGACAUUACGAACUGAUUUUUCUCUCUCGAUCUGCCUUCGCCGGCAGUGCCGUGUCUAUUCAAACUGAUGAAGUUAUUCUCUCGGACAUGUGAUUGUACAUAAAAAUGAUCCAGCACAAGUGUCCACUAUCACUUGAAGGAUAUGUGAAUAUUUGUACAUCUUUAAAAACAGCUGCAAUAUCUUUACUUUGUGAGUUACUGUACAUAGAGGAGAUUUACUUGGACUUAUUUUUUGGGAGGGGGGGAUUUAUUUUCUAUAAAUGAAAUGCUAUUAAAAAGAAAGAAAUAAAAUCUGUAUUUUUUUUUUUUGUUGUUGUUGUUGUUGGGGAAGGGAAAAUAAGUAAAUAAAUAAACGGGAUGUAGAGAUGAAGUUUGUUUGAGUUUGUAUUUACAUCGUCUGAAUGCUAAUAAAAUGAUCAAAACA
Molecule: messenger RNA, 4885 nt
Organism: Hemibagrus wyckioides
Lineage: Eukaryota; Metazoa; Chordata; Actinopteri; Siluriformes; Bagridae
Gene: etnk1
Product: ethanolamine kinase 1
Exons: 8
Coding region: 500-1585 (361 amino acids)
Biological process (GO): phosphatidylethanolamine biosynthetic process
Cellular component (GO): cytoplasm
Molecular function (GO): ethanolamine kinase activity
Source: RefSeq, a predicted model, not a curated record